Molecule: messenger RNA, 10801 nt
Organism: Petromyzon marinus (sea lamprey)
Lineage: Eukaryota; Metazoa; Chordata; Hyperoartia; Petromyzontiformes; Petromyzontidae
Biological process (GO): intracellular signal transduction; protein phosphorylation
Cellular component (GO): cytoplasm
Molecular function (GO): protein serine/threonine kinase activity; ATP binding
Source: RefSeq, a predicted model, not a curated record
AGCCGAUGGCAGUACAGCAAGUGGGUCAAUCAAUCUGCGUGUGCAGAGCUUUGAUGAGUGUUAAGCCCUCAUUUGCGCGAUGGGCUUUCUCCUUGUGGCCAAGUGUCCUCCCAAACAUCCCAAUGACUGACCUUCAUGGAAAAGUGAUGGCCCUCAGUGAGGCUUUCCUAUAUGAAUUAAUGACAUUUUUCUUAAUAUGCAGUAUACACUCUGAUUAUGAGAGUCAUGAAGUCAAAGCCGGCGGAAGAGAUUUAAUCCUUGGUCCAGAAAGCCUAGAGACUCGCUAAUCCCAUCAUUGUUAUUUAAUGAGACGAAUACACCUCUAUUUGUGACGCCUACAACUAUUAGAGCACCACCCUGUGUCAAAGGACUACCUCUGAAGUCAUUUUAUCAGAUGUAUUUUUCAACAGUAGGGGAACAAUGCACAUACGCUGCUGAGAUAAAUGUACUAUUUGGUAGUAACGGAUUGGCAGUGGUGCACAAGCAAAAAUAACCAAAACUCAACACAUGCGUCGAACACUGCUUUAAGGGGAACAAAAGGUGAUGCUUCAGGCAGCUAUACUUUUCAUAGUAAAUAAAAAUGACUAUUUCAAACAACCAAACUGAAAUGUUUAAUUAUUAGAAAUGCAAUGAGCCAAAUAAAGCAUACACCCCAAAUUUAACAUGAUAAAUUGAUUGUAUUUGUAUGUAUUGUAUAACAGUGAUUAAUUUUGUAUCGUAUUUAAAUUGAUUGCAGGAAUGAAGAAUGAGUUAAUACAGUUUUAUCAGUUGUAUAUAUAUUUUUUACAAAUUGUGCUAAUUAAAUAUGAAUUGUCUUUCAUUUAAACGAAUUACAGUAUUUGUUAUUAUUAAUCGCAUCAACCGUCGGCAGUUUAAAUGAACACCAGUAAUUUUGCUUAAAUCCAUCAUCAUCAAUCAUCAUAGUCCAAUGUGCCUAGAGCAGUGAUUUCACUUGCUCAUACCACCCGAGGUGGCAAGCAUCACGUUGGCUGUCCCAAUUAAAUUAUGCGGCCAAAUAACCACACUCUUUGACAUGAGUGGGAUAUCAAAUAAUAAUGUUAUUAGCCCUAUUCCCCCCUGUCAAUACCUUGCUACUACCGAACAACAAAUCAACAUAAACGGUGCCAAUUUCUGCUCCGGCCUAUCAAUCAGCAUCAGCAAUUCCAGCCGCGACCAAAUCCACUGCUGGAUGGAGGAGGGAUCAUCGAAUUUCCUCGGGUACGAAUUUCAACAUCAAUAAAAAUCGUUCUCAUUGUCAACAGUGGAAUUGACAGCAUGGGGCCACCCCGCCACUAAAGUGGCUUGCUGACUGGAUCCGGUUCCCGCCUCUGACGUUUAAACUCCCAGCGAUCCGGAUCCCGGGCUCUUAACGUUGAGCAGCGAGUGGCGUCCGCAAGCGGCGUUCUCGUCGUCGUCCUCGUCGCCCUCGUCGCAAUGCGGGCACGGCCAGGUAAUGACAACAAUGAACUCGGUUUUUUAAGGACAUUACUUCUAAGUGAAGAUGGAAAAUUACAACACACCAUGUUGAAGGAUGUUGUUAUCAUUUAAGAAGGAAGACAUUGUUGAUAUACAUAAAAAAAACACAUUCUAUCAUCCGGCAUUAACUAGUUUCAUUUUAAUGACAGACACUAGCAGCUGCUUUGUUAAUUGAAUGAGAUCGUGAUGGUUCAAGUAGAAAGUAUUUAGUGCUUCUCAACUGAUUUACCGAAGUGCCAAGCAAGAUGUCCUACACGUACGUCAUUCUUCAAAACAACCUUGGGCUUCUCCAGGGAAGAUUAAUACAUCAUUAGUGUGCCUCGUUGAAGUUAGGCACAUCUUACCAACACAAAAAAACCUUUAAAACGCCUCGCAUCUAAAAUGUCUUUUGCUUCACAGAGCAUGUUAAAUUACUUGCUAAUUGUUACAUAGUUAUCACCCAGUAGGUCAGUUUAUCCUCAUGGCUGUAUUUGUUCCAGUUUUCUGAUAUCGAGCAACGCUAGAAAAAACACAAUUUCAUUGCAUUUUUUGAAGACUACGAGACCGAGGACAGCCUUUGUGAGUUCCAAAGUGCGCGAGAGCCUGCCUCAUCGUAAACUGGAAGUGAUUGCAACGCUGCACGCGAUGGAGGCGGGCAAGAUAGCCGGGUUGUACGACUUGGAGAAGACACUGGGACGCGGGCACUUUGCCGUCGUGAAGUUGGCACGCCAUGUUUUCACGGGGGAGAAGGUGGCCGUGAAGGUCAUCGACAAGAGCAAGUUGGACCCUAUGGCCACCAGCCACCUCUUCCAGGAGGUGCGGUGCAUGAAGCUGGUGCAGCAUCCCAAUGUGGUGCGACUCUACGAGGUCAUCGACACUCAGACGAAGCUCUACCUCAUCCUGGAGCUGGCCGACGGCGGGGACCUCUACGACUACAUCAUGCGGCACGAAGGGGGCCUGCAGGAAGAGCUCGCCAAGACGUACUUUGCCCAGGUGGUCCACGCCAUUUCGUACUGCCACCGCCUGCACGUGGUGCACCGGGACCUGAAGCCAGAAAACGUGGUGUUCUUCGAGAAGCAGGGCCUCGUCAAGCUCACCGACUUCGGGUUCAGCAACCUCUUCCAGCCAGGCACCAAGCUGGCAACAAGCUGCGGUUCGCUCGCCUACUCGGCACCCGAGAUCCUGCUGGGCGACGAGUACGACGCGCCCGCCGUGGACAUCUGGAGCCUCGGCGUGAUCCUAUACAUGCUGGUGUGUGGACACCCGCCAUUCCAGGAAGCUAACGACAGCGAGACGCUCACCAUGAUCAUGGACUGCAAGUACACGGUCCCCGCGCACAUCUCUCGCGAGUGCAAGGACCUGAUCGCUCGCAUGCUGCAGCGCGACCCACGCCGCCGCGCCUCGCUGCAGGAGAUGGAAGGCCACCCGUGGCUGUGCGGCGUGGACCCCUCCCCAGCCGCCAAAUGCAGCACCCCGCUCAUUUCCUACAAGAGCCUGUCGGAGGACGAGCACAAUGGCAUCGUGCAGCGCAUGGUGCUGGGCAGCAUCGCCGAACGUGACGCCAUCGUAGAGGCACUGGAGGCAGACCGAUACAAUCACAUAACGGCCACGUAUUUCCUGCUCGCUGAACGCAUCCUCAAGGACAAGCUGGACAAGCAGAUGCAGAGCCCUCGCUCUGGAAGCCCUAGCGCUGCCACCAAAGCGCACUUCAGACAAUCGUGGCCAGCGCGGAUCAACAUCUCCCAGGAAAUCGCCGAGCUGUCUGGGCCCGGGACAUCGGCCGGCCCCCAGGGCUCUCCCGCCGAUGGGUCAUCCCAGCCAUCCAUGGGAACCUUGACGCCGGCACGGCCAGCCCCAUCUCCUGGUGGCACCGGCGGGGGGGGGCGCAAGUCCGUGGUGUUCACCGUCGGAGAGGGCGAAGAGGAGGACGAGGAGGAGGAGGAGAAGAUGGAGGCGAAGAGGAAACAGCAGCAGGCCGUGCAGGUGGUGCUGCGUCGGCGCCCGUCGCUCAUGUCCCGCAUCACGUCGCGCAAGAGCGCCCCGCUCCUCAACCAGAUCUGCGAGGAGGCGGAGGGGGGCGAGGGCUGCGAGUCCGAAGAUGAGCUCAGCGUCGGCGCAGCGCUCGCUCCGCAGCUCAACCGCCUGCGCAUGAGCCUCGCCUCGCCGGGCACUGCGCACAAGCGCUACCCACGUGGCCGGCGCACGGCCGGGACCGGCCGGCCCUCGCCGCCCCACGGCCAGUCGCCCGACAGCCAUGCCUCCCGGCCUCAGCCCAUGCACCAGCAGGGCUGCAGCAGCUCCGAGACGAGCGACGACGACAACAACAACAGCGGCGGCGGCAGCGGCCUGACGGGGCAGGGCCAGCACGAAGAUGGACCGCCAGGCGGGAGCGGCGGCGGCGGCGGCGGAGGAGGAGGCGACAGGGGCGGCGGCGGAGGUGCCGGAGAGAGGCCAAGUCACGGGGGAGGCGGCGGCGGGAGCAAUCAAGGCGGCGAGGGUGGCAGCACUCAGCCGGGGGGCGGCAGCGCCAACGGCGGACGAAGCGGUGGCGGGGCCAGCGGCGGCGGUGGCUCCGCCCCCCGGGUGGCGUCCUGCACAGGCGUACAGGAGGUGUGCGUGUCGGACAGGAGCGGCGGUGGUGAGGCCUCGGACUGCGCUCGACCCGCUCGCGGCAGUAAGAAAAAAAGGGGCAGCCACGGCACUGGAGGAGUGUCCCUGCCCCCGGGUGCGCUGUGCAGCUGCUCCGUGUCUCGGACCUCCCUGGAGACCGUGCACGAGGGUGGGGAGGUAACGGAGGCUCUAGCGCAAGAUAAUUGGCAGACGCUAUAUGACCACGUACAGGAACAGGCCGAGUGCUCUGAAAUUACAGACAUCAAUAUGAAUCCAACUGCUGCCAUUUUCGAAAGGGCCGACCCAUCUUCAAUGGACUGUGACAAAUCGGGACCGGUAAUCGAUGCUGCUUCGCACGAUGACAUUUCAUAUGGAAACAUCGGCAUUGCCAACAGCAGCCCUUCCAAUCGCAUCAAAUUACAAACUUCUCUCACGGACAUCAUGGAAACGGAGUCUUGUGGGCGUCCAGCUGGCGAUGAUAUUUCUGUCUGCAGUGCUUCGGACGCAGCACCAAGCAAGGAGGCGCAGUCUAGCACCAUCGUUACCGACAUGUCAGCGCCGUCCAGGCAAGAACCUAGCUGCCCUACUGAAAAUGCCGGCAGUAAAGGCGGCGUCCCAUCAGGCGGUCGUAGAACAUCCACAAAAGCAAAGGAAUCUUUGGGUUCCCCCAACAUUGGAAAACGAAGGGAGAGGUCGUCCAGCGUCACGGUGUGUGUCACCGAGGACGGUUACAGAGAAGAUGCCGAGGGCGCGGUUGCCACGGACGCCAACGCGAACAGGAAGUUGGGCUCGGACGCUGGGCAGGACAGGAGGCGCCAGCUCCUGGUGCGGAAUGGGGCACUGUCGUCGUCGUGCGCCGGAUGGCGGGCCGUGGCGCCCUUGCCGGCGAGCCACUUGAGACGCUGCAGCAGCGAGAGUUCGCUGCUGUCCGGGGACUGCUGCCUGCUGUUGCGCGGUGGGGGGCUCACGGGUGCCGGGACGACGACGGCGGCGGUGGCGGCCGGAGCCAGGUUGAGUCUGGCGGCCGAGCUCCGAGAGAGCCUCAAGAGGGGCCUCGCGCUUGGCGGGCGCUCCGCCGUCGGGGGGGGCCGCCGGCCGGUCCGGGGAGGGGGUCUUUCUCGCCGCGCUCAGCCACGUCACCUGCUGUCAGGUCGUUUGACGCGGCCCCGCCGACCUUACGCGCGCGGCCCUUGCUGUUCGGACCGAGUGACGGGGAGAGCGUGGGUUGAAUCUCACAGCGGGCUCUGUGGAUACCGUGGGCUUAAAGGGAAGGGCACUCGAUUUAUAUAAACGCUGAGUUACGGAGAGGAAGCCUUGACCGCGCAGAGUUUGAGAGUUGACCUGGUUUGAUACAAAGUCGCUUAUCCGGGGCAGGAGAUGUUUUUUCCUCGCUUCGGUUGCAUGUGGCUGAACACUGGAAGGUUCCUUAAGAAAGGUCAAAGGAUGCAGUAUCUGGCCAAUAGUGAGCAGGAGGAAACCCACAACUGUAAAACUUUGAAACUACCAUCAUACAUUUUCAGCACUACAGGUCUGAUAAGUCACAGUGAAAAAUGGAUACAAAUAAGUUAUAUUUUAGAAAAAAAAUAUUUAUAGUUGAGAAACCCUACUGACCAUUUCCACUGUUUCCUGUACCAGUGUUAAACACAAAAAUCAUUUCUGCUUACAGCCACAAUGUAUUUAUGACUGUCACUUUGCGACUGCAACAGUUACUAUAUCUCUCUAAACUUCUCGCAAAUGGGUUAAAAUGCCUUUUAAGUAGACUACGUAUAAGCACUGUGCUUUGACGCUGGCUAUUUACUCGAAAAUUUAAAAUGAAUAUUCGAGGAUCUUUUAUCUACGGAUGCUCAAGUUAAAUCGCAGCGCCAGAAUUUCCUGCAUGAUGUGAGCUAGAGGAGACUGAUUAUGCAUUGAAAGUAUUUACACAUUUACUUGUUUGGAAAAGACUGGUAUCUAAAGGCAUUAGGUCAGAAUGUGAGGUGCGCACCUGAUAAAUCGACAGUGCUAAAUAUGCAAUGUUUAUUUUGAUUUUACACGUAGCCAGCUCUUUUUGGGUUAAUUUUUGUUACUUUAGGGUGAUUUUUUUUUACAAACAUACAUUUAAGGAAUUUCAUUUGUAUUAAAGCAUUAUGUUUGCACAAAGCAUGCUAAAAUUAAUGUACGUUUUCGCAAGCUUCUUUUGGUUUUGUAUUAAGUUGCAAACUUUUAUUAUUCCCAAGUUUUAAAGCACACCGAUGUUAAACAGCUCGUACACACACAUCCUGUAAUUGAGUGUUUUUGUCACACCAUUAGACUGACAAGUCUCCUGUCGUACAUUACAGUGGCCCUCAAACCUGCCAAGCGUCAUGAUCCAAACAUAGAACAAAAAAUAAAGCUUCUUAUAGCAUUAUUUCGAUAGUGCCCAAGCCUAGCCUGCUAGGGUUUUUUUGUCCCUCUUUUUAGAACAGUUGGCCAAUUUUCCGACAGUGGGUAAAUCAGUGCACAGGGGCUGUGUUGGUGGCAGCGCUGCCGGUUGAUGGAUGACAGAGCGCCGAGAUUGAAAACGCGCUCUGCCAAGCCGGGGCCACUCGCUUACCUCAUCGGGGGGAUCGUUGUCAGCACUUAUUAAUAAUAACAACACGAUAAGCGUUUUUACUUUCUCAGAAGCGCUGCCAUCCAUCGACAGUGUCAUUUUUCCUGUGUGUGCAUCUGUCGGUCCGCCGUUGUAGAGCUUAUGUAUUUAAUAGUCUAUAAUAUAUAUGUAGACCGCAUAUAAUCUCUUUUUGUGGGAGAAAGGACAUCGACUGAAACUCGGCCAAAAGGGUUGACCUGUGUGUAUUUUGCUAUUAUUGUUUAACUUUUUAGAUAGCUGCAACUUUGCAACAAUUCUCUUCACAAGAGGGAUUAUGUUCCUCGUUUCCUAGCAUUGCAGCCAUUGCGCACCUGCACUGGUCGGCGAGAGAGCAAACUCUGCCCGAUGGAUUGCAUCGUCGUAUUUUACUCGACGGCAUAGUUCCAGAUAAUGCCAUCGUUUUCACGACUACGUGGCAAAUAUAUGCCGCCACCGGUGCACGCACGCAUGUGCACGCGUUCUCACUGGCCAACCACGCGCUGUAAUGAAAAAUCCUUCCUUGGCGUUGGUUCUGUUGCUAGAAUUUGGCACUGGACGAUGACUUUGAUAAUGAUAAUGCUAAAAAUUACCUUUGACCAAAUCGCCCCGGCAUGCACCUGAUCUCUUCAGGUUAACAGAAACUGAACGGGACUGAGUGCUAGAAUGGGCCGACGCCCAUUAAUGACGUGCGUUAAAGGCUAUAGACUCUGGGGGUGGGGGGGGGUGACCGUGUGCUGGACAGCAGAGGUCGUUGCAGCGAAGUCCAUUGUGCAUUAUGCUUCCACGUCUGUGCACCCAGCUUCCAUCAGCCCAGAUUGACCGCCUGGUGUGGGGAGGCCAUCAUCCAGCAGUGGAUUGCUAAAGGGCUGUACAUGCACAAAUACAAACCCGACAGUAAACCCCCUAUUCCUCGAUUGUAACUCAAACUCUCGGCUCAACCUUGGCCCAAAUAAUGAAGUCAAUCAUAAUUCAUAAUCUCGUUCAUACUUGCUGAACAAAAUGUUCCAGAACGUGAAUUGCACCAGCCAAUGCCUCAGGCGGUGAGUUUUUGGUACAUGGCCUCCAAAAGUUAUUCCCGUUUUGUGGGCUCUUGCAUUGAGGGUCGUCCCGUUCGCCAAAGUAUAAGCGACGCAGCUGCAGUGGCUGCUCUUUUCGACACGUGUGAUUGUAGUGCCAUUGCGCUGUUAGGAGAUCUCCAUUGCAGCCUCCGCACCAACACAUCUCGCCAAUUGCUGGAUUUUUCAUUGUUGAAGCUUCGCAUUUUGCAGUGCAGUGUCCUUGCCAGAUAGAUGGUCGCAUCAAAGCCAUAACUCAGCGAUGUACAUAUAAUUAACAAAACAUGCAGAGAAAACAGUCUGCAUUAUUCAUAAAAUAAGACUUUAUUUUUAAUAAUGCGCCUGGUGCAGCUGUGACAUCCGAGAGCGAUCGUACCUCUUGUCAUUUGUUGAGUAUUAUUAUUUGUUGUCUGAUUAUAUGAAUUCAAGUUGAUAGUGUACAUAUUUUAGGGCUUCUCAGGGAUUGAGGGCCAUGUUGUCAGAUAUGAAAUUCAGGACGGUGGUUUUAAAGAAUAUUGUUUUUCUUGUGUUUUUUUUGCUGUGCAUGGUAAAGAUAUGAGAAAAGUUGCUCUUUAGACUUCUGUUCACCAUUUUUAAUGUUUGCUCUGAGCACGAUGUUCAUUAAGCUCAGCCCUUUGACCACAAGCAGGGUUUUGUAAUUCAAAUUUUUACCUCACUUUUACUCUGUAAGGUCACCCCAUAUGAAAACACGUAUUAUCAAAAGCGCUGCCUAUUUUUGAGAAUUUUCAUCUUAAGUCCCGAUCCCGUUUUAUCUUGAAGACAAUGCGGAAAUGCCCUUUUACCUGGGAGUUACCAUUUCAAGCGUAUAAGCACCAUCCUAAUGAGCAGACCUCAUUCCAAACGCUAAUAAGUGCACUGUGACGUCCCUCGGUGGGGCCAUGCAGCAGCAAGUGAGGGGCUGUGGGGCAGUGCCACUUUAUUUUGAAUCUUGCAUAACAUUGGACAAUGGAUACAGGCUUGAUACACAAUGCACGGCUCUACAACUGCAUGUUGCUGCUGUAUAGGCGAAGCGUGUUAAAAGCGUGGAAUUCAUUUUGCAUACAACUGCGUGUUUGUUCAGGUUAGCUAUCAGCGCUUUAAUUUGGAUAGGAUCACUUUAUUGCAAGGUGUGUGUUUGUUUGUUUGCAUCGUGUUUCCCGAUAUUCUAUAUCUAUCGUAUGCACAACCCACUAUAAUUUAACCCAACGUUAUUGUUGUAAGUACUGAAUAAUAAUAAUAAUGAAUUGAUCAUUGUGAGCCCCCGCGUUUUAAAUAAAAGCACAUCUCAACGGAGUCUGGUUUUCUACAUCGGUGGGACAUUAUGCCAUGGUCGACUGACAUCAGUUUUAAAUUCAUUGGGCAGGGCUGUAACACUUUUCUAUCAAUGAAUUGAGCUGCGCCUCGAGCAGGCACACAAAGCAUUCGUCCGUGAUAACAUGGAACAUGUGGGUAUAUGUGGCCAACUACUUUUGGAGAUAUACUAGUGGCCGAUCAUAACGCCACAGCAGAGCCGUGAUAGCUAGGCUCGAUGUCCUUAUGUUCUGUGGCUGUAGGUUGCAUGAGUGGACAGGUCAACUCAUGUAGUUGUGUUUAUAAAGGAUCUCAAUUGAGGUUUGAUUCUAGCUGCUGCCAUGCAGCUGCUUAGUAAGCCUGUGUGAGAGGUUUUUGGUGGAAUUAACAUGCCAUGAAUAACUGGUGGAGAAUUCGUAACAAUCAUUGUUCUUAACCAUAACCAGGUUAUAUAUUUAAAUACUCUUCAUGAUGGCACUCCACGACAUACAGCAGUCAGAUAUUUGCUUUGAAUCGGUUAAAAUUUGACGUUCUGGCUAGUGAUAUUUGGCUUUCUUCCUUUGUUAUUGUACGUUCUCUAAAAUGGCAAAACACCAAAUGGCUGGCCAGGUGGACAGUCUUAAUUAAGCACAGACAAUAAACAAUCCCUACAUUUGUGAAUGGCUUUCUAGAUGUUCGCAAAUCAUCCAUGUGGCGCUCGAGUACAUUAAACAACUGCAUCUCUCCACGCUCAUUAAAUGUGUUGGUCCAUUAACUGGCCUGGCAUGAUUACAGCUUCCGUUCAGGUUUGACUUCAGGACUGAUCACAGCUGCAGCUGGAUGUGUUUUGGGCUGGGCCAGAAAACGUGGCGCGUGGACUUGGGAUCGUGGGUAUCACCAUGGAUUUAUUGGGCCUAAGAAUAUGGAGGAUUCCUUGAUCUUAAGCGUGGAGGAGUUUUUUCUGAGUGGGGCGUUAGUAGCCUUUGCUGUUGCACUUGGGACAACAGUAAUCCAAUCUGAGAGGCGGGGGGGGGCUUCCUAUUGCUAAGCUGAUAAAGUCAAGAUGAUUGGCAAAGUGGUGCAAAGCAUUGCAGUGUCUAAACGUGCCAGUGCGAAAUAUUGUUUAUCUUUUGUGGUGCUCGCUAGGUUUUGACCAACGGUGCGAUUCGUGAACGAAGCAUAUUUCGGCUGGAACCCGACUGUGAAUUCACGAAUUUACCCCAAGUGUCCAAUUUAUUAUUAUUUUAUUUGGAACUUGUAUUUUUUUCUCAUGUUGUCUUAUAUUGUAUACAGUACUUCACUUUGUUCACCCACCUAAAAAAAAUGUGCCCUCUGUGUCACAGAGAGCGUUGAAUGUGUGGCAGCCGACCGAUGCUCCAGCGUGCACGCGUGCUGCGGGUUUCUAUAUUCGCAAAAAAUGUAACUUGUAACACGCUCUUUGACAUUGUACAUACGCGAGUUUUUUUUUUAUAUAUCAAAGCAAGCUUCUGGCUAUAUAUGGGGGUUGGCGAGAUUGUGUGUGUGCCUGCACGUGUGUAGGUACAAGCGAUGGCUUGCAAAUGUGAAUUUGAGCCGUCUGGCCGAUGUGUAUAUAUGAUUGAUUGCAUGGCAUGGUGAAAACGCUUUGCUAUAUUUAAGUUUUUAUAUUAACAAGCAGAUGUAUUGUAUUACUAACUAUACGUCCUUGCAUAUAUUGUAAACUAUUUGUGUAAGCUGUCGGUCUGGACCAAAAUGUUUGCAGUUAUGUUUGUGUCCAGUAUUCCUUUCUGAAGUUUCUGUCGGUAGUCUGUAUGGGCAUUAUAUUAAACUUGCCAUGAUCAUGCCA